Molecule: messenger RNA, 1733 nt
Organism: Caenorhabditis auriculariae
Lineage: Eukaryota; Metazoa; Nematoda; Chromadorea; Rhabditida; Rhabditidae
Source: the annotation of a GenBank genome assembly
AUGCCGCCAAUCCCCCACCCCGGGGUUAGAUUCAGCCGAAGUAUAGGAAAGUAUUUCGAAAGUUUUACAAUCAAAGCUCACCACCACGAAAAAAACUGCGAUCAAAAAAGCAAGGCAGCUUGAAUCGAGUCUCAUCGCGAAUCACGUUUGAUGUGCCCUGCUUUAUUGCUCUUACAUAGGCUUUUAUUUUUUAUCGCUUUUUUCAAAUCUUGUAAAUGGAUUUCUAUGAAAAGCAGGGAAAAAUUCCUUCUUUCACUGCUUUUCUGUAGCAUUUUAUCAAAUGAAAAAUUUUAAAGCUUAUAAAAACUGUUCACGAUCAGUUUGUUGUUUCAUAGCCCAUUUAAGUGGUAACUUCGGAAGUUCAUGGUUAAGGUUGACCUCGAGUCACGUGCGAAAAGUUUAGUGGCUACUUAAGGGUUCUGAAUUUUAAUGGUCACUAUAGUGGUCGAAUCAGUAGCUGGCUAAAAUUCAGUGGCCACUUUAGGAGUCUGAGGGUACUACUAGACCACUAGAAACUACUUCAGUGCCCACUAAAAAAGCUCACCACCACGAAAAAAACUGCAAUCAAAAAAGCAAGGCAGCUUGAAUCGAGUCUCAUCGCGAAUCACGUUUGAUGUGCCCUGCUUUAUUUUUCUUACAUAGGCGUUUUUUUUAUCCCUUUCUUCAAAAAUUGCGAACGAAUUUCUAUGAAAAGCAGGGAACUAUCAUUUUCUUCUUCCCUUUUAUUAAGCAUUUUAUCAAACGGAAAAUUUUGCUUUAUAAAAACUGUUCUCUGGUAUCCUGUAAGAAGUCAAGUACGCCAUCAGGAAGCUGAAGGUCGGAACGGCCGUAGGACCCGACAACAUCUCGUCCGAACUGCUGAAGGCUGGAGGAGACUCGCUGUACCGACUACUUGCCCGGCACUUCUCUAAGUACCUGAGCGAAGCCUCUAUUCCGGAACAAUGGAAAACGUCCAAGACGAUCCUCAUUCCGAAGAAGGGCGACCUCACCGACCUGAACAACUUCAGACCGAUCUCCCUCUUAUCGGUCGUCUACAAGUUGUUCACCAAGGUCAUCGUCAACAGACUAGAGAAGCAACUCGAAAACUUCCAACUUUGCAGGUGGGCUUCCGACGCAACUACUCUUGCCUCGACCACAUCCACGCCUUGACCCAGGUAGUAGAACGGCACCGGGAGCACCAGAUGCCAUUUGCGUUGGCCUUCGUCGACUACUACAAGGCCUUCGAUAGCGUGGAGAUCAACGCCGUCUUGAAUGCUCUUGUCUCCGCCGGAGUCGCCACAAAGUACGUCGAGCUGAUCGCCAACAGCAACGAGGGAACGUCCACGACCAUCCAGCUGUUCGACAAGAAGCUCUCGAUCCCCAUCAGGAAAGGUGUUCGCCAGGGAGAUACCAUCUCCCCCAAGUUGUUCUCCACGGCACUAGAAGACGCGAUGCGCCAACUUAGAUGGGACGAAGAGCACGACUGGGAAGACAGUACAGACAUCAGAGGCAUCAACAUCGACGGCAAGGUCCUCACAAACCUUCGCUUCGCCGACGACAUCGUACUCUUCUCCAGCUCCACCACCGAACUGUCCUCCAUGCUAAACGAUCUGGACGAAGUCGGCAAGAAGAUCGGCCUCAAGAUGAACGUCAAGAAGACGCAGUGGAUGGAGAACCGCUUCUGCGACCAAGGCAAAGUCACCCUUGAGGGCCGCGACCUUCUACAUCUACAGUACCGCUCAAAAGUCUAUUAA